Messenger RNA from Lodderomyces orthopsilosis Co 90-125, 747 nucleotides. RefSeq lists its product as uncharacterized. Gene Ontology annotation, cellular component: mitochondrion. Gene Ontology annotation, biological process: iron-sulfur cluster assembly. Gene Ontology annotation, molecular function: iron-sulfur cluster binding; iron ion binding. Lineage: Eukaryota; Fungi; Ascomycota; Pichiomycetes; Serinales; Debaryomycetaceae. The transcript has a single exon. The coding region runs from base 1 to 747 and encodes 248 amino acids. The record is from RefSeq and is a predicted model, not a curated record.
AUGUUAUCGAGAAAGUUCUUACUUAGAAACAUAAAUGGAAACUUGACUAGACGUCUACUCCACAUCAAGACAGCGUCAACUCCAAACGAAAAUGCCUUGAAAUUCAUCUCACCAGACAAGCCAAUAUUACCUAUUGAAAGUACAACUUUUGAAUUUACAUCAACAUUGCAGGCUAUACAUUCACCAUUGGCAUUGCAACUUUUCAAACUUCCGGGAAUCAAAUCAAUAUUAUUGGGACCUGACUUUUUGACUGUGAACAAGUUGGACAAUUACGAUUGGCAUGAUUUAUCACAAGAGAUUACCGAUACUAUGAAAGAAUUUUUGGAUCACAAAGAUGCAAAACCAGUAAUCACUAAUGAACUCGUGGAGAAGAUUCAACAAGACAAACAAGCAUUGGAAGAAGAAGACGAGUCGGAGAUUGUACUGAUGAUUAAAGAGCUUAUAGAAACAAGGAUACGUCCUGCAAUCCAAGAUGAUGGUGGAGAUAUUGAGUAUAAGGGUUUCGAUGAGGAAACGGGUACAGUUUUCUUGAAACUACAGGGAGCAUGUAAAUCUUGUAGUGCCAGUGAAGAUACACUAAAAAGUGGAAUUGAAGGUAUGUUAAAACAUUACAUAGAGGAGGUUCAAGAAGUUCAGCAGAUAUUGGACCCUGAAGAAGAGAUUGCUAUGAAAGAGUUCGAAAGGUUAGAGUCGCAAUUAAAGGGAGCCAAGGGAAAUGUAGUGGACGAGGGCCCACCAUCGUUAUAA